This is a messenger RNA of Homarus americanus (American lobster), 739 nucleotides long. RefSeq names its product mitochondrial tRNA-specific 2-thiouridylase 1-like. The record is from RefSeq and is a predicted model, not a curated record. Gene Ontology annotation, biological process: tRNA wobble position uridine thiolation. Gene Ontology annotation, cellular component: mitochondrion. NCBI's taxonomy places the organism in Eukaryota, Metazoa, Arthropoda, Malacostraca, Decapoda, Nephropidae. Gene Ontology annotation, molecular function: sulfurtransferase activity.
CAUCCAGAAGCCAACAAUAUAUAUGUGGCUUCUGGCACUCAUCAUCCUGCACUCUUCACCUCAACAAUGUUUACUGAACCAAUCUACUGGAUACACAGUCCAGCAUCACAACUUUUUACAAAAGGCCAACUAGAAUGUCAGUUUCGAUUCCAGAAUACAGCAUCUCUGGUCCCUUGUGUUAUAACUACACACACUCAUAAUCCAUGGCACCAUUCCCCAACACAAAAUAACAUGGUGGUGAGCUUAGCAACUCCUCUCCGUGCAAUCACACCAGGACAGUAUGCAGUUUUCUACAUUGGUGAUGAGUGUAUAGGGUCUGCCCGAAUUAUACGCCCUGGACCUUCACUGUACGCACUAAAUGUAGGUGAAUGUAGAACUCGUAUUUUAAAGGAAAGGUUGAGACAGCCACCUCCGUCUGGCAAAGAAAGAAUUCCAGGUAAACGUGCCCCUAAGCAAGAAGCUACAAAAGAUUAAAGAAUUCAUUUACACUAAUGUGGUACACAUCCUUGGUUGUGCAAAAAACGGGUAAAAUUCAUAAUACGUACAGGCACUGUAGUGUUUUUCUAAGGAAUAUCUGAAUGAAAAUUGUUUGAUUACCCAAUAUUACAGUAUUGCCAAAGUUAAAGUAAAUAUUGUCGAUACUUAUAACUGUACUGUACGGUGGUCCCACGGUUAACGAACACAAUUCAUUCCAGAAGGUCGUUCGUUAACCGAAACCAUUGUUUCAAUGGGAUUUUGG